Messenger RNA from Lecanosticta acicola, 1501 nucleotides. NCBI's taxonomy places the organism in Eukaryota, Fungi, Ascomycota, Dothideomycetes, Mycosphaerellales, Mycosphaerellaceae. The record is from the annotation of a GenBank genome assembly.
AUGGCGUGGCCGAACCCUUUCUACCGCCAUACGAAGGACACAAGGACGUGAGUUUCACAUUUAUCCUGAGCAUCUGAACGUUUUGUGUCACUGUGGCUGAUCGAGCUGAUACUUUGACAGUUGCUGGGGAUAUCGCUUCGAACUCACACCGGAACACCUCACGCCUGAAGAAUGUGAACCUCUGAAGCAUUCCUACGACGUGCUCGCGGAGCAAGUCCUCGAUCGAUUGAACCAGAUCUCGCCCCCGGAGCCGGUCAAGAGGGAGAGUAUCCGAGACGAGGAAAAGGAGAAAGAAGGCGAGAAGGCCAAGGAGAAAGGACGAAGGGAUCUGUAUAAGAUAUUGCAAGAACACAAAGAUGAGGAUGAACUGUUGGGGAGAUUCUGGGACGAGGUGUCGACGGUGCCGGAAUGGGUCGAUUGGGAACAGAUCCAGAGGGGCCAGGAUGUCUUCUAUCGAUAUGGCGGGGCGUGUCUGACGGGACUGGCAUAUCAGAGUCUCCUGGGCGGGAUGGGAGCCGCGCGGGUUGUGGAAACAUUAGCUCGCACGGGAGGCUUCUCGACCCGAGUGGCGAGGGGCAGAUUAUUCGAGACGACACAGCACAUCUUGCAAUGCACCAAGAGUCUGGAAAGCAUGCAACCGGGGGGCGAAGGCUUUGCGUCUACCCUACGGGUGCGACUCCUCCACGCCGCCGUCCGGCAACGCAUCAUGAAACUCCGCGAGACAAGACGGGAAUACUACGACGUCGAAGCCUGGGGCAUCCCCAUCAACGACCUCGACAACCUCGCCACCAUCACGACCUUCUCCGCCUCCCUCAUCUACCUCUCCCUCCCCCGCCAGGGCAUCUGGAUGCGGGCCUCGGAAGCCAAAGACUACAUCGCCCUCUGGCGCUACAUCGGCUACGUGAUAGGCGCCCCGACCCCCUCCUACUUCCAGACCGCCCCUCAGGCCAAGCGACUAAUGGAAGUCCUCCUCCUCUACGAAAUCCACCCGACGGCCACCUCCCGCAUCCUCGCCAACAACAUCAUCAAAUCCCUCGAAGGCCAACCGCCAGGCUACGCCUCGGCCGACUUCCUGACCGCCUCCGCCCGCUGGCUGAACGGCAACGCUCUCUGCGACGAACUCGGCCUGCCCCGCCCCUCGCCCUACUACUGGGCCCUCAUGGCCGGGCAGUGCCUCUUCUUCUGCGCCCUCAUCUACACCUACCGCAGCAUCCCGCGCUGGGACCGCCAGAAGAUCGCCCUGCUGAAGCGCGUCUUCUGGCAGGUGAUUGUGGAGACGAAAUUCGGCUUGCGCGGCCGGGAGAGUGUGUUUGAGAUGAAAUAUGUGCCCGAGUAUAGUACGAUUACCGAGAUGGGCGAGUGUGUGGAGGAGAAGAGGGGGUAUUCGCAUGUGGAAGCGAGGAAUUUCCGGACGUUUGUGUUUGGGGUUGGGGCGGUGGGUUUGGGGUGUUGGGUGGGGUGGAGGGUUGUGAGUGGGAUUGUUAGGGCUGUUUGGUGGUAG